UCUAACUGAGCAUUAGUUACAUCUCCUUGCCGACGGUAUGGAUCCAUCAGACUUCAGAAAGGUGGGGCUAGCUCUAGGAUUCACUGAGGCUCAACUAAGUCGGUUUGAGAGAGAUAACACUAGCAACAUCAUGGGAGCUACGUAUAAGAUGCUUUGCGAAUGGCUAAAGAGAGUGCGAGAUGAUGAAGCGAGGGAGAAACUAUCCAACAAGUUAAAAGACAUCAAACUGGUACAGCUUGCCGAUAGUGUACUGAAAGGUCAGGUUGGUGAUCACAUACCCUCAAUGACAGAAGAGGAAUUCCAAAAUGUCAUCAAAGCGGUCAAAGAAUAUUCUUUAAUUCACCACUGUCAGAUUCCAGCAGAUCCACUGAACAGCGCCGUUUUAUUCAAGUUUGAUGAGAUCUUCACCAACCUAAUGUUGAUGGAAGAAAACAAGAGGACAACAAGUAAGGCACCGCUACUCUACGCUGACUUGCUCAAGACUAAAGUCAACGAAGUUCUUCCUAAACGGUUGCUGGUUGAAGGUGAAGGAGGUGUGGGGAAGACAACUCUUUGUGCAAAGAUCGUUUGGGACUGGAUUCAUGGAGCAAGUUACAUGUACCAGGAAUUCAAAUUGGUACUUCUCGUCCUUCUUCGUGACGUUAAUGAUAGGACUAUUGGAGAGAUAAUAAAGUCUUACCUCCCAGACGACAUUGAGAUUACAGCCAUGCAACUGAACAAACAUAUCUUCUCCCACCAGAAAGACGUCUUUCUUGUUCUGGACGGCCUAGACGAGUUAGCUGGGGAUCUAAACAACCCUCACCAGAUCGCCUUGAUCAUCUUAAAUCGGCUGUUCAAGUCAGGGAGAGUGCUAAUUACAUCAAGAGGAUGGAAAUCAGAUGAGAUACGGGAGAUUAGUGAGCUUAGAAAGCUCUAUGCUUUCAUUGCAGUCGAAGGUUUUUCUGCUAAAAAUCUGUCUGCCUACAUCACUAAGUUCUUCCAUACAGACACAACUUCGGCUGAAGAUUUGAAUCGAUUCAUAUCAAACAACGGUGUGAUCAGAGAGAACAUGGCCCCAUUUCCAAUAUACACAGUAAUGCUGUGCAUCAUGUGGAAAGAAUUUGAUGGUGAACGCCGUGUUGCAAUGUCCAAACUGCAAACAUUUUCCCAACUGUUUGAUGAGAUGGUCCGCUUCUUAGUAGAUCAUUAUCUUUCAAAGCUCCAUAUGUCUGCAAGUGAUAAUGGUGGAGAAGUGGAUCGAGAACGAAAGGUAAUCCUAUGUCAUCUAUCCAAUAUUGGUUGCCUUGCCUUGCAUGGGCUCAAGCAGAGGAGGCUAGUGUUCACUGAAGAGGAAUUCCAGACCUGGCCGGGUUCUGUGGAUACAGGUUGCCAAGUCGGAGUACUCACUAAACAAACGCAAACCCUUUCACGGAGAGAGAGAAGACACCAUUCUCAUUCUUCAGUCUCAUCUGUCCAGUUCCCUCAUAAGCUGUUUCAGGAGUAUCUAGCAGGAAUGUAUCUCACAUCUCUUCACAACUCAAACAGAAGCGAGUACGACAGGUUGAUGAAGGAUAUAAUCGAAAAAGCAAGGGAAUUCCGUGAGAUUCUGUACUUCACCUCGGCCCAACAGAAGGAGGUCGGAUUGGAUAUCAUAACUCGUCUCACAGCAUCAGCGCAUGGGCGUAACGAUGAUGACUUCAUUGUUGAUGUAGCAUAUGAGAGUCAAGACCAAACAGUGGCUAAAGAUGUGGCAGAUCAUCUAUUGACUUCAUCCAGCAAGACACUUGUGAUCGGGGAAGAGAUGCCGGCGCACACAGAAGCGGGACAUAUCUUCAUCAUGAAUCAUCGCAAAGUGGCAUGUGAAAAGACUGCUUCAGAGGACCUGGCUGACUUCAGGUGCUCCUCAAACACUCUGAGAUCAGCAUGGAUCGCUAUCUCCUCGGGCCAAGGAGAGGAUAUGCAUGAUAAUUUAUCCGCGGUGCUUGCUCAUAACGCCACUCAUUCGAAAAUUGAGUGUCUUGAGAUAAAGUACAUCGAUCUCAGUCAACGUCUGUCCUCAUCACGUGAUCUCGCUCAGUUCAUUUGUAAGAUGCCUCAUCUCAGGAAACUUUGUCUCGGUGGCGAAUAUAGAGACACAAAUCCCUCACUUCAUGAAGAGUUCUAUUCAACGUUAUCAUCCUUAGCAUCAUCCGCAAAGAUUGAGCGUCUUAAUAUCAUAUGUGUUGAUCUCAGUCAACGUCUGUCUGCAUCACGUGAUCUCGCUCAGUUCAUUUGUAAGAUGCCUAAUCUCAGGGAACUUCAUCUCGGUGGUAUAUAUGGAACCACCCGUCCCCCACUUCAUGAAGAGUUCUAUUCAACGUUAUCUUCCUUAGCAUCAACCGUAAAGAUUGAGCGUCUUGAUAUCAAGUGCAUUGAUCUCAGUCAACGUCUGUCUGCAUCACGUGAUCUCGCUCAGUUCAUUUGUAAGAUGCCUAAUCUCAGGGAACUUCAUCUCGGUGAUAAAGUAGGACUCACCCGUCCCUUACUUCAUGAAGAGUUCUAUUCAACGUUAUCAUCCUUAGCAUCAUCCGCAAAGAUUGAGAUUCUUCAUCUCAGUGAGGAUCUCAGUGAACGUCCGUCUGCAUCACGUGAUCUCGCUCAGUUCAUCUGUAAGAUGAAUCAUCUGGAGAAGCUCACACUCUCCGGUCAGUAUCAUGAUGACUUCUACUCAACAUCAUUGUCGAUGGCAUCAACUGCGAAGCAAACAGACACUCUUGAUCUCUAUGCUGAUCCCAGUGAACGUCCGCCUGCAUUACGUCACCUCGCUCAGUUCCUUUGUACAUGUUGUAAGAUGAAUCAGCGUCAUGAUGACUUCUACUCUUCAUCACCAUCGAUGGCCUUGACUGCAAAGGAUGAAUGCAACACGAGUUCGACUGUGAAGGAUCUGACAGUUUUUAACAGGACAUUAGAAGGAUGGCAGGAUUGUGGUUCGAUGUUUGACAGUGUGAAGAGGUUCACCAUAGAGGUACGGCGCACGAUCAGAUGUGACGUCAUCCAGAGGAUCCAUCUACCAGCAGUGACAGAGCUCACCAUUCAAACACAUGAGUAUGCUCGUUGGCCGGCUUCUCUCUACGGUGAUCCCACUUCACUACCCAAUACUCUUCUCCAGGUCUCAUCUCAUCUUGUCAAGGUCACAUUCAGAGAUCUCAACAUCGGUAACAAUCAGACCGAACGCAUCAUUCAAGCUUUCAGAUCAACACACGAUCUCAAAAAUCUGAGGAUCCUGGGGUUCAUAAGAUGUGGGACUGAUGAGAUAUUAGAUCGUUCUAUUAUUGAUUCCGAUGAUGAACAUAAGAUAACAGUGGAGAUAAUACAUGGCAAACCAGUGGGUAAGUUCUUUAUAAGAUGAAGUUGUGGCAUCAAGAUCAUGAAGAAUCAGACGAUCCUAAUAGUGGCAGCCAACAUGAAAAACAGGGUUCUUUUGCUUCGGUUACCGGACAGUAUCUGGAAUAGUUUUAGAGGUAGAGAGAUGCUCCCGCUCUCGAUCAGUUAGUUUGCCAUUGUCAUGACCUACCAUGACGUAAUGACCUACCAUGACGUCAUGACAUACCAUGACGUAAUGACCAACAUGCAUGGGCAUUAAAAAAUGAAAAUAGAUUAACAAAAAUGAUAUCAUUCUUUGGUCUCCGUAGACUCUGUCUUGGGAAAUUUAGGACAAUCAUGUUUGGAGCCAGUACAUGUAGUUCUAAAACAUUUGCUCCGUCGACAUGCUCCGAUGCAAAAUCUGCAUGUUACGCCAACCAUGUAACAUAACCUGCAGAAUUGUUUAAGCCCUCAUCGUUAUCUUUUCGUUAGUUUGAACCAAAAACUAUUAUACAAUCCUCUGACCCUAUGCCCUCUGAGAUAUUGAGACCGGAGUAAAUGUCGCAUGCAGGAGCAAAUGUUGUUUACCCGUUUAUUUAAGCGAUCCGUCGAUUUUUUUUUGUUCAUAGCCAUAGUUUGAUAAUGGGAUAGGUCAUGCACUGGACAAGAUGCUCUACGGUGAACGGUCCUGUGCAGAGAGUAUGAGCUAAAGUCCGCCCCAACGAAAAAGGGCAUAUCAAUGAGAAAAAAAACCAAACAAUAUAAGACGCUGAAAAUUCGUGUAAACUGUGAUAUGAAAGAAAACAUUUGACAUUUCAAAGUUUUUGUUUUAUUUCAUUCAUUUUUUAUUUCCAACAUAUUUUAUUUUUCUUCGUAAAAUAUUACAUAAUAUACAAGCAAUAAAACAGCAUAUUUUUCGUACAAAAAUUUUAGUUACGAUAAUAAUACGAGCAGGUUUGAAAUGGAGGAGGCUGCUAAAAAGAAUAGCUUGUAGGGUGCAGCCUCCUCGUAAAAAAGUUCUUGUAUAUAGUAUAUACCAAAACAAAAAAAACACACAAAACGACAACUUGAGCAU
Lytechinus pictus (painted urchin) is the source of this 4396-nucleotide messenger RNA. RefSeq lists its product as uncharacterized. The coding region runs from base 38 to 3367 and encodes 1109 amino acids. Gene Ontology annotation, biological process: signal transduction. NCBI's taxonomy places the organism in Eukaryota, Metazoa, Echinodermata, Echinoidea, Temnopleuroida, Toxopneustidae. The transcript has 11 exons. Gene Ontology annotation, molecular function: protein binding. The record is from RefSeq and is a predicted model, not a curated record.